UCAUUCUUGGACCUGGCCGUCCUGUCGGGCCAGGUUUUUCCAAAAUCUCAUCCCCUUAACCUCUUCACCAAUGACCAUCUGCAACCUCUGCGUUAUAUUAAUAAUAUCUCCACGACUUGAAUUAGUAAUCAAUGUAGACAUUACCUGUAGAAUACAUAUGCGGGUCUUAUUUGUUUUCUUCAGGUCAAUAUUUAUUACCUUGUGUUUGCCCUGCUUCCUGCAAAAACCCAACCAUGCAUAUCGAAAUGCUUCAUCAAACAGCAGUAUUCUUGCUUCUCUUACACCUUUCACUAGCAUUAGCUGAUCAUCCUCCUCCCACUUCCACCACUGUUUCCGCCGGCCCCCAUCGAAAGUCUAUCACUGAAGCUGCCAACACCGCAAAACCCGGCUGCCAAACCAAGUGUGGAAACUUAACAGUCCCAUACCCUUUUGGCAUCGGACUCAACUCCGGCUGCUCUAUUGGCCCCUGGUUCGAUGUUAAAUGCGACAAUUCCUCCUCCCCGCCCAAACCUUUCAUAGCCACCGGAAACCUGGAAAUCGUCGACAUAUCAGACGAUCAAGUGAGAAUCAAGAACUGGGUUGCAGCCAGAUGCUACACGGAAACCGGCAACAUCACCCGACAGAACAUCAUAGCCAUCAACUUCACCUCCACCCCUUACAGCUUCUCCGACUCCAACAGGUUCACGGUGGUGGGCUGCGAUGAUCUGGCGGUGAUUGUCGGCUCCAGUGGCAGAAACUUCACCAGCGGCUGUUUGUCACUUUGUUCACAGAGCAGUGAUAUAAUCGACGGAUUUUGCACGGGAAUCGGGUGCUGCCAGGUUCCCAUGCCCAAGGGGCUCAAGACUUUCAGCUCCGCGCUUGCUAGCCUCAACAAUCAUACCAUGAUCCACAGUUUUGAUCCUUGUGGCUAUGCAUUUAUCGGGGACCAGGAGAGGUUUCAGUUUCGUACAUCGGAUCUUCAGGACACAGAUUUUCAGAAUCGAACGAUUCAGAAUGUUCCUAUAGUGAUUGAUUGGGCAAUAGGAAAUGGUACUUGUGAUGAGGCGAAGAAAUCUGCUGAUUUUGCUUGUAGAGAGAAUAGUGUUUGUAUUGGUUCAGAUACGGGCCUUGGAGGAUACAGGUGCAAUUGCUCGGAGGGGUACGAAGGCAAUCCGUAUUUAAGUCCAGGCUGCACAGAUGUCAACGAAUGUGAGAGUAAUCCAUGUAAUGAACACGGAAUUUGCACUAAUACUCCUGGUAGCUAUAGCUGCUCUUGUGGUGAUGGAUACAGUGGUGAUGGCAGAAAAGAUGGUCGGGGUUGCAUUGCUGUGAACUCCCAGUUCCCAGUAAUAAAAUUUUCCAUAGGUUUCAGUGUUGGCUUACUUUCUAUAUUCAUUGGUGUCACAUGGCUAUAUUUCGGUGUCAAGAAGAGGAAACUCGCCAGAAUGAGAGAAAAGUUCUUCCAACAAAAUGGUGGACUCCUUUUAAAGCAGCAAUCUCCGUUUACCGAGGGUGGAGCAGAGUCGGCUAAGAUCUUCUCUGCCCAAGAGCUUGAGAAGGCCACCAAUAAUUACGCUGAAGACCGCAUUCUUGGAAGGGGUGGCUACGGCACAGUUUACAAAGGAAUUUUACCUGACCAGCGUGUAGUUGCCAUUAAGAAGUCGAGAAUAAUGGACCAGAGCCAGAUCGAGCAAUUCAUAAAUGAAGUGAUUAUUCUUACUCAAGUUAAUCACCGAAAUGUAGUGAAACUUUUGGGGUGUUGUCUGGAGAGUGAAGUUCCUUUACUCGUAUAUGAAUUCAUCUCAAAUGGAACUCUCUUUCACCACAUCCACAACAGCAGUCAAAUGAGCUGGUUCGCUUGGAAAGAUCGAUUAAGAAUUGCUGCCGAAGCUGCCGGUGCACUAGCCUAUCUCCAUUCCGCAGCUUCUAUGCCUAUCAUUCACAGAGACGUCAAGUCGAGCAACAUAUUGCUAGAUGAUUCAUAUACAGCAAAAAUAUCAGAUUUCGGGGCAUCUAGAUUAGUCCCGUUGGAUCAAACUCAGGUGACAACACUUGUUCAGGGGACAUUAGGCUAUUUGGACCCGGAGUAUUUCCACACGAGCCAAUUAACUGAGAAAAGCGACGUCUACAGCUUUGGAGUAGUUCUUGCUGAACUUAUGACGGGAAAGAAACCUCUGGCACCAACCAAAUCCGAAGAAGAGAGGAAUUUGGCCACGUGCUUUAUAAUGUCCAUGAAAGAAAACAGAUUAUUUCAAAUUGUGGAGCCUAGAAUUCUAAGGGAAGGCAGUUUGGAGCAGUUGCAAGCUGUUGGUGAGCUUGUGAAGAGAUGCCUCAACUUAAGAGGUGAAGAGAGGCCGACAAUGAAAGAAGUGGCAAUGGAGCUAGAAGGGCUAAGAAGAAACACAAAACAUCCUUGGACUCAACAAGAAAAUACUGAAGAAAAUGAGGCCCUCUUAGGUGAGCAAUCAGAUCUCUAUGCAAUCAAUAUAGGUCCAGAAUCCAGUACUGGGAUUUAUCAAAUCCGAGAUAGUCAUAUGAUUAAUCCCCGUUGAUUGUUUGUUGCUACAAAAACAAAGAUUCUUUUAUGUACAAAUACUCAUUAUUAUGUCCACUCCUCCUUUCUCUUUGAAUACAGAAUUACAUAGUUGUCUUC
Sesamum indicum (sesame) is the source of this 2632-nucleotide messenger RNA. RefSeq names its product wall-associated receptor kinase 2. Gene Ontology annotation, cellular component: plasma membrane. Gene Ontology annotation, molecular function: polysaccharide binding; protein serine/threonine kinase activity; ATP binding. Lineage: Eukaryota; Viridiplantae; Streptophyta; Magnoliopsida; Lamiales; Pedaliaceae. The record is from RefSeq and is a predicted model, not a curated record. Gene Ontology annotation, biological process: protein phosphorylation; cell surface receptor signaling pathway.